Messenger RNA from Solea solea (common sole), 3598 nucleotides. Its product is annotated as SUN domain-containing protein 2-like. The coding region runs from base 438 to 1490 and encodes 350 amino acids. Gene Ontology annotation, molecular function: protein-membrane adaptor activity. The transcript is spliced from 10 exons. Lineage: Eukaryota; Metazoa; Chordata; Actinopteri; Pleuronectiformes; Soleidae. The record is from RefSeq and is a predicted model, not a curated record. Gene Ontology annotation, biological process: nuclear envelope organization. Gene Ontology annotation, cellular component: nuclear envelope; meiotic nuclear membrane microtubule tethering complex.
AGCAGUGCAUUAUGGGACUUGUAGUACAACUGGUACAUGUGCCAAUUUAACACCGGGCCAUUAAUAUUAGACAAAACAAUAUAUGUUUUGUCGGCCAUGGGCCUUGGGUUUGUCAUGUCUGAACUCAUAUAUCCCUCUCAGUUGACAGGAGCGGAUUCAAAGGCUAAAUAAAUACCUGUCCGUGAGAACUGCAGAGUCCUCUUCAAACUUUAACUCAAGCUAGUCCAGUCGCCUACAGCUAACUUUUGAAGGAAAACAAGCCUUCGGAAACGUGAACGAAACAUUGUGGGUGUCAUGAUGGAGGCCACCUGUGCUCAUAUAACACCAGCUAUCUUCAUAAACCAUCCUGAGGAGCAGCCAAUUUCAGGGGGGAGAAGUGACAGCACAUCUCAUGUUCUACUCAAGGAUGAAAGAAUUAUCUACAUAAAACACACUCCAUGUUGCGAAGAAGCUCCCGACUGCAAGCCUCAGGUUACUAUGACACAGAUGGUAAACCAGUAGUUUCUUAUAAGGAAAUCCUGAAAAGAGUUUUCAAAAGGCGUAUAUUUUUUCGCCGCAGAGACAGCAUCAGUUACAGAAAUGGAGCCAUGCAAGGCUACAUGAGUGUCCCCUUUCGAUCCAGACCGAAGAUUUUCUUAUAUGCCCUCUUGGGGCUCUUGUGUUGUGGAUUACCUUUCCUCCUUCGUACUCUGACUGGCAGCUAUCUGGAUCCAAUACCCUCAAAACUGCCAUUCUUCAUUUCUACUCCAGCCAACAGCUCUACAGAUCAAAAUGCAUUGGAGUCCUCUAUCAUUGAGAUACAUGGUUCACCUACACAAUGCAAACACAUGUGGCAGCAAAAAGAGUUGCAGGAUGAGCUGCUGAGGUUAAAAAAGAAAAUAAUGACCCUUUUCCCAGAAGCAGACUCAUUGCCCAACUUUGCUCUGGAGACGCUUGGAGCAAGAAUUGUACAUUCUUGGACGUCAAAGUCCUACCAGACACCUGAGCCAUAUUUGACGAUUCUCGGAAUACCUAUAUGGCGAUCACCUGUGAGCGCGAGUGUUGUGAUUCAGGGACACUCUCCUCUGCUUCCAGGUCGCUGCUGGCCCUUUUCAGGUGGUCAGGGACAUUUAGUCAUUGCACUCCCAUACACAAUCACCGUCAGCCAUGUGACACUGAGUCACAUUUCAAACAAAAUAUCCCCAAGCAGUACCAUUAAUGCAGCACCAAAGGUGUUUUCCAUCUAUGGAAUGGAAUAUUUGGGCAGUGAUGAAUCUCGACUGGGAACCUUUCUUUACGACCAGGAUGGAGACCCAGUUCAAACCUUCAGAAUAUCAGACAAUAAAAGUGGAGCCUUCAACUAUGUAAGGCUUCAAAUUGAGAGCAACUGGGGCCACCCUGACUACACCUGUCUGUACAACUUCAGGGUCCAUGGAAGGUGGACAAAUAAAAACACAAAGGAAGGAGAUUCAAAGCUAAAAUCUCCAAAUUCAUACAUAUGUGGAAGAUGAUGAACAAUCAGAUUCUUUUCAACGGCUCUUUGGUCAGAGUGAUGAGAACCAAAUUGUAGGCCACAGGGGCCGUUGUUUAUCUUUUUUAAUUUCAUUUUAUGACAACUCUACAUAGAAGUAACAGCAGGUUGCUCCCUGAUCUAGAGGCAGAUAGUUUCAACAAACCUUGUAUAACGAGCAUGAGAACUCCAAACUCCACAGCUCAACAGUGAGUGAGCCACAAAAUAAAUGUUAAAAUGAAAAUAAAAAUGAGUCAGUGCACUAUAGUAGAUGAAAACAUAAUUUUAAAGUGUCCGGAUAUUUCCGUUCCGUGAGAAUCACUUUCACUAGUUUCUCGUCUCCAUCCAGCACAAUCCGGAUGAGAAGCCCCAGUCGGUGGGUGUCAACAUGUCCACCGUCUCCUUGAUUGCUGACUACCUGACAGGCAGUCUGAUUGGGCACACAUGGAGGUGACCUGUUCACUCUUUACACCACUGUGACUAUUUGUGACUUGUGCCACCUCAGAAGUCUCAGCAGUGGUUGAUUGUAUAAGAUAGAUAGAUAGAUAGAUACUUUAUUCAUCUCACAGAGAAAUUCACAUAAGAAAUUGGUGUGAGGAUGAUUUUGUAAGAGGAAUGAGGAAAGUAUAUGUCAUAGUUUGACUUAAAGAAACAUUUUACAGUUGUCUUAUCACUCCCCCCACUAUUAUUAGCAGCUUUGUUUUUAUUCUUGCUCAUUUUGAGCUCAUAUUAGACGUUUGCCAACUUUCAACCACUAGAGGUCAGUGUUGCACUAAUGUUUUUUGUCAGCGCAGUAACCACUUUGUUUGAGGCGAACACAGUCGGUAGUAAACUAAUACAGUUACAUUCAUAUAUUAUGGAAUGUAUCCAUACAAAUGAUAGGUCAGCACCUCUAGUUUUCUAGGAAUAUCAUUUCCGCAGCUGCCCCUUUGUCUUCAAGUUUUGCCGCGAUCACAAGCUCACAUUACACAUUUAAAAUGUCAGUUGUGAUACAUAAGUGGGCUACAAGCCUAAAGAAUUACACCUUAUACCAACAGUCUGCCUGUAGUAUAAUCUGUAGAGCACUCAUGAUGCUGAAAUGUCACUGCCAAAUCAAAGAAAAUGGCAAACCCUGAUGUUAUCAGCCAGAGCUGGCGUGAUGAAUCACAGACAAACCUUUUUAUGUUUAUUCCUUUCCCCUUUUUGCUUCAUAUCGUCUGUAGAAUGAAGAGCAGGAGGAAAACACAAAGAAAAGCCAAAACACCAAAUUACUGAUGGUUAACUGAAGCCAUAUGGGUUUUCACUUAAUUUUUUUCAUUGAGGCCAAAAGAACACAAUUCCUCCUCAUGUUGAGACUUUGGGGGGAAAAAACAGGCUUUGUUUUCAUACAACAAACUUCAUGAGGCAUACAGUGCAUGUAUGGGAGUGUUUAAUAAAUAACAAUGUCAAAAACAACAUUUUAAUAAAAGGUUUUGCUUAUAUCAGACCUGGGUCAAAUUAUAUUUCCAAAUGUGGGUUGCAGACUUAAAGAGUGACUGGAUUCGCUUAAGGAAAAUAGAACUGUGGCAGAAAAAUACUAUAAUUAUCCUGAUUGUAUUGUUGUGCUAGCAUAGUUAGGGGCUCUUGCUCUGUGACAACUUAUGUGGUUUCUAUCUUCAGAAUGCUCUCUGAUCUCCCCACACUGCUUCCCCUGGAGCUGCAGCUUAAACUGAACCCAUGGCUCAGCCUGACGUGGCCCAGCUGCUAUGUCCUGAUGUUAUUAUCAAAAUACCACUAGAGGUCAAUGUAUGUGAGGCUUAAAAUUGCUGCCAUUGAAUUACCUUAUUUAAAAUGCAUGGGGAGUAGCUCUAUAUUCUUACAGCUGGCACUGUUCUAGAGUGUUUGGUUAGUGCCAUGGGUUUUUCCAAGUUGUUUUCAGACAUGCACUGAAGUCAAGAGACUUCCUGAAGAUCACCCAGAGGAGCUGUAUGUGAGAGCACAAAAAGUCAGGCCAUGUUCAUCCCGCUGUUGUGAAUGCUUCAGACCCAGACAAUCUCCCACUGUGGUCAUCAUACAGUAUGUGAAUGGCAAAAUGCAGUUGGCAAAGAGGCGGUCCUCGUGUGGUUGUCUGGAUGUCUGAGUCACAUUAAC